AUGCUGUCGAUUGAGGACAGGCUGUGUGCCAAGCAGCUUGUUGUGGUUGAGCCUGCCGUGCUUGAGUCUGCUUGCGGUUUUUGGGACGUAGAGGACUUUGUAUCCGAACUCAGUGCCGACCAUCCCGAGGAUGCAGAGGAUCUGGGCGAGGCACUGCAGGUGCUGAGGCAGCAGAAGAUCAACAGCCUGGAGCGCCUGGUGAAGCUGACAGAUGGACAGUGGCAGCGCUUGGGCAUUCCGCUGGGCAUCGAAGCCUUGCUGAAGGAAGAGGCGGAGGCAACCCUUGCUUCGAUUUCCACAAGUGCAGAUCCCGGACCGGCCCCUCCUGGCUCAUUGAUGUUGGCACAUUGGCUAUGGCUCCUCUGGCCUGCCCGAGCCCGAGCGCAGGACCCGAGCUGCUGGGAUGCCCAGUUCACGGCAGAACUGUGUUGCGACCUUCAGUUUGGUCCAACAGGCAACGAGGGCUGCUGGGACUCGGUUCACACCUUUGCGCGCUGUUGCGGAGAACCGACGCAAGUGCAGGCACAGGAGGAGGAUUGCCGACAAUCCAAGAGCUUCGACUCUGAGUCUUGCUGUGACCUUCUGAAAGGCGAUCACGGUGACGAGGCUUGUUGGACUGGCGCUGGUACGAACAGCUUCGAGAACUGCUGCGACAGCAAGCUCGCGCACAACACGAGAGAGAUGGAAGCCGCGCCUGUCAUCGGUGCCGGAUGCUGGCACCACGAAGAACACAUCACUUGGCCAAUGUGCUGUGGCAGUCGACACGACGAGCACAUGCAGCGCACCUGUUGGUCGGGAGGCUUCACGUACGACCGGUGCUGUGAUGGCUUGGUUCCCAUUCCCAGGAUCUACUUCGAGCUUCCUCGGGAUGAUGACCUCGUGCAAUGUCUGAAAGGGGCAGCGAAGGCGAGUCUCAGCCUUUCGAAGAGGCAAUGCAGCGGCAGGUUCUUCAAUCUGGCCGGAGUUGCAAACCGACUCAUGGAUUCGGAUGUUCAGCACAGCUUCUGGUGGCAAAGACGCCUGAAGAUCGACAUGCACCGUGCGGAACUGUACUCGAACAAGAGUUUGCAGGUCAUGCGUCCACGUGAUCUUGUCCACAUGGGAAGCUUGUGCGUGCCCAGCUCCUGCAGCGAAGAUGCCGUGGCUGGCUGGUUUGCAUCGAAGCUGGAGAGGGACGAGAAGGCUUACAAACCACCCAGACUCAGAGAGCUUAACCGCACCCAUGUGCGGCUCUCACCGCUUCGUGCAAUCCGACGUCCGUACCCAAGAUUCACAGGCUCUUGGAUUUCCUGGAGAAGUGAGCACUCAGAAGAUGCGAGGAAAACCGGAGGAAAGUACGUGGAGUUCAUCCUCCUGGAACACAGAUCAUGGAGGCAGCUCUGGCCGAGCCAGCAGACCGCGAUGGUACUGCUUGCUUUGGCCGUUCCUGUUCUCUUCGCCAGUGCCAUCCGAGCCGUCGGCCCGCAGGUCAUGAGUGGCUUAGCCCUCCAGACGAGCCUGGGACGUUUGUUUGCUCCCCGCCCCCUCUGUUACGACGUGUGUCGAAUUCUGACCACCCUCUUUGUGAUUGCCAUCCACGUAAAGGAUCACUACCCCUUUCCGGAGGUGACGGCAGUGUCUACGCCCUUCGAGCAGAUCGCCGUGGGUGUCAAAGCCGUCCCUGUGAAUCAGCUUGCCAUCCUACUCAUGGUCUACCUUAGCCUUCGAAGGCUGGAGCCGAAGAGCUCCGGAGUUCUUUCCUGGCUCUGGCGGGUCUUCUGCUACGCACUCCGUCGAUGGGCUCUCAUACUUUCUGUGGUUGGAAUCUGGCUUUACGUGUACCUCGAAGUCCUCGUGAAGGAUGUGCCCAUCCCGAAUCUAGGCAAGACCAAAUUCCUUGAGCUGUGGUUUUCAGAAAGACGUGAUGAGUGCUCACGGAUGGAGCACCUGCUUCCAAGCAUCUUCCUUCUGCAUGAGGCGUUCCAUUUGAAGCCUACGCCAUGCCACAACUUGGGGAUAUUUGAAGCUUGUUGGCAAGUUGAUGUGGUGACGUUCUCGCUUAUGACCUUGCCCGGGCUGUCGCGAAGCAGGUGGCUGACGGCAGGGGUGGCAGCAAUGCUGUUUCUGCCGGCGGCUUUUAGCAGCUCAGCCGUGGCCGAGAGAGGCGUGUUCCUCUUCCAGCACAGGUUGGGAGAUCUCCUGGCGCCGGCACUUGCAGCCGUGGUCUUUGCCGCCCUGCUGCCACGGGCAGAGCUCUUGGAGCCCAGGCCUGUGUCGAGGUUCCUUCUCAGCACGCUGGCCUGUGCCGUGACCUCUGCUGGCAUCCUUCUGAUAGCAGCGGCGCACUUGGGGUGGCUGCCGAAGGCUCCGCAGAUCCCGGAUGGUGUGAUUCAGAACCUGAUGGUGCUGCCUAGCAUGGUCGGACUGCUCCUCAUGCUGCGGAUGGCUGAGGCAUCGCCGCCUCACUCGAAAGGACUCUUGGGACGUUUGCUUAACGCCUUGGGCCGUCUUUCGCCCGGCAUCAACUUGUCGCACCUUUUCGUAGCUCAGAUGCACCUCGGCUACUCCGAAUCGCCAAUCCAGUGGUUCCGAGAUCUUCCGCCGUCUCCGGCACUGCUCUUCGGCGUGUCCGCGGUGAUGUCAAUGCUUGUCUUUGUUCUGGUCGAGGGUCCUGUGCAGGCCCUGGUGGGCUACGGCGGCCACAGCACAUCCCAGACAUUGCCCUCCACGUCAGUGACGCGGAUGACGACAAAUGGAGCGGCCAACGGCCACACCUCGGUGGCCAAUGGAUCCCGGUCAAUCAGCGAGGAGCAGCUCGAGGCUGAGGAUUUGGUCAGUGAGUCGGGGCUCUACCGGCGCGGCGCAGGCCGUGUCAAGAUGGAGGUUGGCCGUGAAAGCGAGACAAGGCAAGCUCCUCGAGAGAGUGGUUUGCUGGGUGACAUGGAGCUGAGCCCGCCACAGAACCUCGCAGAGCUUUGGCAUGAGCUCUUAGAGGACACUCUGCCGCCUGACAAGCGUGAGCUGCUUCAGGCUUCCUGGGAUCGCGCCGCGAAUGACAGCGAGCGAUAUAUGCUGUUCCUGGAGUACAGCAGCUACUUGCGCAAGCAGGCCGUCAGCGAGGAGGAUAAAGCAGAGACCAGGAAGCAGCUGGAGCCGCUUCUGAAGCAGUACGGCCUGCACGACCUGCAGCAGGAGCUGAGCACUUAG
This is a messenger RNA of Symbiodinium sp. CCMP2592, 3186 nucleotides long. The record is from the annotation of a GenBank genome assembly. NCBI's taxonomy places the organism in Eukaryota, Dinophyceae, Suessiales, Symbiodiniaceae.